AAAAAAAAAAUCAUAAAUAAAACUAUCUUUGUCUAUCUACCAAAAUUUUCUGUGCAGGUGGAGCCAUUAAGGCGUGCCUCUGACCUGAGCACCUGUGGAGAGAACGUUGUCGCCACUCGCCGGUCGUUUUCGUCCGAGGGACUGAACCUGCGAGAUUCGACAAACAUCGUGUGGCAAAGUUGGGCGUGGGAAUUUCUACAUAGUGCGAAGGGAUUUUCAAAAGGACUUUUUUAUUUUUUAUUUGUUAAAAAACGAGUCAUUCGUUGUCCGUUCAUUUAUGAGUUAUGACAGAAAGGUAGCUGCAACCGGCAAGGGAUGUUCAUCUUAUUAUACAUGCCCUCUUUACGACCAUGAAAACAUUUUGAUUGUGGCGCCGUGCUAUUUGGUGAAAUGGGUACGUCUUAUUUAUGCUUUUUCACUUUUCCCAGGGAAUAGGCAUUUCAGACGGAUAUGGCCUGGAAUUCUAUAUAUGCUAUCAUGACGUAGGUUCUAGGAGUUGCUGAAGUCUCUUGGUGGCUUAUUUCUUUGAAACUUCUCUGUCUAGAAAUGUGUUCAUUUCGGUGGCUUUUGUUGCUGACAUUGAUUGAUUACUGACGGCUUUUGAAAUUUUGACGUAAACUUGUGGAUAUUACUUCUGAGUUCUUUUUGUUCCUUCCUUGUUUAUAAUGCCAGUGGAAAAGCAUGACAAGUCGUUAUGUUCGUGAAUGAUAGGAUUCUAAUGGAUUUUGAAUUGGUACUUGGGUGGAGGAAAAUGUUUUUCGCCAAUGAGGGAUUCUGGUCUUAUUCUUCUCUUAGGGUUUUGCAGCUUUCCAUCCUAUAGCCUAUUGUUGCGACAACUUUUGAAGGCAGUUGCAGUAAAAUUAAUGGAAUAUUUUUUCCUUGGCCGUUUGAUGUUAACGAUUGAAAGAAAGAAGAUAAUUUGUAUUGUGGGAUUUGGAUAGUGCUUUUUUCUCCGUGGAAGGGAGAACAAAAAAAUGGAUUUGUGGGUUGUUGCAGCUGCUACAGGAGCCGGGUAUUUGGCUAAAUAUUGGAACAGAAUUUCAAAGAAUAGUGAUAGCACAUUUCAGUUGUCCUUGUCAUCAGAGGAUUCCAAAGUUGAGAAUUCUGAGUCCCUUGGCUGUUCCUUCGCCAGACAAGGAUGGAAAGAUGGAUUAGGCAAAGAUUUUUCUUCAAAUGUAUAUUUACUGGAUAGUCCUUCGGCCGGAGAAUUGGAUUCUACUGCUAUCAGAGGGCUUGAUAGUGAAAAAAUAAGAGGCUUAAGAACUUACAGUAAGAACAGUGUAGUUUCUCUAUCAAGCUUAUCAUUACCAAUCUCACCAAAUGAGAACUAUAAGGACAUUGAAGAUGUACAAAGUUCUAACAUUGACAGCAAUUAUGGAUUCCAGUUUUCUGAUUCUUCUGCUGAAUCUGGGUGUAAUUAUUAUUCUGCUGGAAGUAAAAUCUCUCUCAGGACUAGACAUUUGCAUGGACAUUUUAUUAGACCUGUAAGUUCGUUAGACAGUUGCUUACUGGCGCAGCUGUGCAUGGAACAUGCCAAAUUAGAAGAAUAUGUCUUUAGCUCUCGUUCAUCACCCUCCACAGCCACAAGGUCAUUUCUUGUUAGUGAUGGGAGCCGAAUAAUCAGCAGAAAAAGUAUUGAUUCUUCCAGUUCAUUGAUUCAAAGUGAGGAAUGUAAGCUGCAUGAGAAAGACUUUCACGAAAAAGAUGAAAAUGUAUUUGGAAUUCCAUCUUUUCCAAAAUUUGGAUCUUUGGAGGAUCCUAAGAAGAUGAAAAUUAAGGUAGGAAAAGGGAGAAGCGGAAGAUUGAGCUUAUCCAAUAAUUUGUACAACAGAAAGCCCAUGCAUUCUCAAUAUGAUGCAAUGUUCCUCUUCAGCCUUGGAAUUUCUUUUGGCAUGAUAGCUUCCACCAUGGCAAAUAAAAGAGAAGUCGACAAUAUAAGAGGCUUGUUGAAGCAAACUGGGAACUUGGUUCAAGAUCUACAAGAGGAACUUGAAAUGAAAGAUUCGGUCACUGUGAAGGAGUUGCAUAAUGAGAAUUAUGGUCCGCAGGACAUGUGUGAUAAUUCCUUUUAUAAGAAAGAUAUGAGCAGAUGUUCCCCUGAAAAGCAUAUCGGUGCCUCUCCGAGAAAUAACAACAAAGAGUUACAUGAUCAUAGGGAAGAAGAAAGUUCAGGAUCUAUAAGCAAAAUUGAAGCUGAGCUUGAGGCCGAACUUGAGAGAUUGGGUUUGACCAUGAAUACAUCUAGCCUGGAUAGAAGACUAUCUGAGCUUGUUGAGCUUGACCCAGAAUUUGAAGCAGAUUUUGCUCAAGGUGAGUUGCAAACUGACAAGGUCAGUGGGAAAGCUUUUGCGCACCGAAAAUCAAAUGGUGAUGCUAGUGACAUUUCCCCACCUCUUGCCACAACUUAUGCUGUUUCUCCUCGUGAACUGAGUCUGCGUUUGCAUCAAGUUAUACAAUCCAGACUUGAGGAACGUGUGAAGGAGCUUGAGACUGCCCUUGAAAAUAGCCAGAGGAAAGUGCAAAUGAUGGAAUCCAAGCUCAGUGGUCAUCACCAAAGGGAGUUCCCAGGUUGUGAACUGGCAUCCCCGUUUACUGGAGAGACUUCAUCGGCUUAUGAUGAGUGGGACCAUCCUCUUCUUGUAAAUUUAUCAGAUGAGGCACUGGAUGCUUAUAAUGAGGCUUAUGAAGAGUUAAUAAAGAGAGAUGACUCGGAAGAGAACUCACUCUCAAGCAUUCACAACGUUGGCCCCGAGGAAGGUUCACAUUCACAUGGUUGGCGUGCACUGGGAAUUCAGCUUGGUGGAGCAAAUGGUUCUGUAAGUUAUUCCACAGUUAAUGGAGACAAAGUGUCAGGAGAAACUACUUCAAACCAGGUUACCAUGUUGGAAGGCCAAAGCUCGGAUGUAUCUGAAUUAAAUGUUCUUGGUGAUGAAAAGAGUGGUUUUGAUUAUGAGAUGGAGUUGAUUUGGAAGAUUGUUGAAAGGACUAAGAAAGGCUCUCCUGUCUUUCAGAAUGCACAGAGGAUAUUGGAUUCAAUGGAUAAAGAUGAAAAUUGAUUUAAAUACAUAAUAUUUUAGGAGGAAUUGAAGAGGGUAAUCCUAAAUUCCUGGAGAUUUUGAUCCCUUUUACUGAAUCCCUCAUUGACAAAUUGAGGGAAAGCUAGUUUGUGUAAUUAGGUUAAACUGGAGAUGUACACACGCAGAACUGGAAUGUUGAGCUAAAUGAUUGCACAAAUGCAUCAAGAGAUUCGAAGUGUUGUUUGCUAGAUGAAAUGGGAAUCGAUUUUGCAUAUGAAGAAGCCAUUCACUUUGCAAAUACGUUAGCUGGACUUGCAAGUGAUAUUGAGAACUAUUUUUGCUACUUUGGUCACACUGAAAAGAUCAAACCUCUUGCACGGUUCUGAUUUGCCUAGUUAUUGAAAGUUUCGGCUCUUGUUAAAACAACCACAAGGUUUGCAGCAGCAGAAGCCAUUUUCUCACUCCUCAUGAGAGAUGUUUGAAGGAGAAAUAACUCCUGAACAUCAGUGAUCAAUCCCUAGAUUUUGUUUAACAAUGCAGCUUUAAUGAUGCCCCAAGAUUCGCCUCCUUUAUUGCACCUAUUAGUGUGUUAACUAUUGAAUUGGAAUCAAA
Molecule: messenger RNA, 3629 nt
Organism: Neltuma alba
Lineage: Eukaryota; Viridiplantae; Streptophyta; Magnoliopsida; Fabales; Fabaceae
Exons: 3
Coding region: 975-3056 (693 amino acids)
Biological process (GO): asymmetric cell division
Source: RefSeq, a predicted model, not a curated record